AUGGAAAUUGAUGGCAUGGCUGUUGAUAAACAAGUUAGCGAUAACCGCUUUAAUAGGAAGAUAACAUUUGCGGUUGUCAUCACUAGCAUUGUUGCUACAUUAGGCGGCCUCAUUUUCGGAUUUGAUAUUGGAAUUUCAGUUGGUCGUCUCACUGCAGCCAUAGGACGAAGAAACAUAAUGGUAAUGGAAGGCUUCACUUUCUUUGCUGGUGCUUUUAUCAAUGGUGCUGCUCAAAACAUUUCUAUGCUCAUCUUGGGUCGCAUUUUGCUAGGCUUUGGUGUCGGCUUUACUAACCAGGUAGCAAAACAUAGAGUCUAG
Molecule: messenger RNA, 318 nt
Organism: Lycium barbarum (goji berry)
Lineage: Eukaryota; Viridiplantae; Streptophyta; Magnoliopsida; Solanales; Solanaceae
Product: sugar transport protein 5-like
Exons: 2
Coding region: 1-318 (105 amino acids)
Biological process (GO): transmembrane transport
Cellular component (GO): membrane
Molecular function (GO): carbohydrate transmembrane transporter activity
Source: RefSeq, a predicted model, not a curated record